AUGGACAAAAUAGAUAACCAAGAAGAACUUGUUGCUAUAACCGUGGUGUAUGGUGCUAAUGAGAUAGCAGACAGGAGGGAAUUAUGGGGAUCUCUAGAAAACUUGACUUUGCAAUGUGUUGAUAUACCGUGGCUGGUAGGAGGUGACUUCAACACAGUCAGAGACAUGAGUGAGGGGGAAUGGUAUACUUGGCACAACAGGAGUAUCGGAGACCGCAACCUGUGGAAAAGGCUAGAUCGGAUGCUUACUAAUGAUACCUGGACAGCUCGAUUCCCGACGGCUUACUACUCUUGCCUCACUCCUCGUACGUCGGACCACUCCCCUAUGGUGAUACACGAGGAUAGGCAGCAACAAUUCGGGCAUGCAAUUUUUGGUAACGUUAUGUUCGAUGUUACUCGGAAACUUAAAGCGCUCAAGCCUAUUUUUCCGGAACAAUGGAGGAAAAAAGGGGAUUUAUCACAUAAUGUUGAAUUGGCUAAGGGGUUCCUAGAGAAGGCACAAAUGGGGUUAGUGCCAACAGACAGGAUGGGCUCUUCCUCUUGGUGGAACUUUGGAGGAGAAAGGCGACAACAGGUGAUGGAUCUCCAGUAUCUUAGACCGUGGGCAAGGCAUAUUUUGACGGAGGAGGAGGUUGCUUUUAUUAUUGCCCCUUUCUCGGAAGAGGAUGUAAAAAAUGCCACAUUUGAUAUUGCCAAGGACAAAGCAUCGGGACCGGAUGGGUAUUCUUCAGGCUUUUAUAAAGCCACUUGGCUUGUGAUUGGCAAGGAAGUUAUGAAAGUAGUUCUGGAUUUCUUUGCUACGGGGAGAAUUCUUAAACAAAUUAAUAGCACAAUACUGAUGCUUAUCCCCAAGGUACACUCUCCCAUGUCUGUAGCUGACUAUCGACAAAUUUUUUCCUGCAAUGUACUUUAUAAGAUUAUUGCAAAACUCAUUGUCCAAAUGUUGAGUGCGGUUUUGGACAAGAUUAUUAACCCAUGCCAGGCUGCAUUUGUCCCUGGACGGAGCAUAGGGGACAAUAUUCUAUUAGCACAGGAGCUAUUCAGUGAAUACAAACAAGCCCGACGUCCACCUAGGUGUUCAUUAAAGGUUGAUAUUCGGGCGUACGACACUGUGGAGUGGGACUUCCUAUUAUCUGUUCUACAGUUAUUUGGAUUUCUGGAUAUGUUCAAUGGAUGGAUUGAGGAGUGUGUCACAACACCUUCUUUCUCGGUGGGGAUGAAUGGCAAGCCACAUGGAUUCUUCCCCGGGGCACGAGGAAUGAGACAAGGUGAUCCCCUCUCCCCAUAUCUCUUUGUACUAGUAAUGGAGGUGCUGCAUAUGGGGUUCCUGCAACUUAUAGAGCAGGAUAUGAAAUUCACAUUCCAUUGGAAAUGUGAAGCAUCCAGAGUCUUCCAGCUAGGACUCAAUGUAGAGAAGAGCCACCUCAUUAUAUCAAAAUCCGCCCAGAAUGUGAAAGAUCAGUUAUUGGCAGUGCUGGGAUUCCAAGAGGGUCAUCUACCAAUGAGGGUUAUGAGAGAUAUUGAAAAGCGGCUGCGAAAUUUCUUAUGGAAAGGUACCGAAAAUAAUGGAUACCCGAAGGUAGCAUGGAAGGAGAUCUGUAAGCCAAAGGAGGAGGGGAAUCUCGGAAUUCAAGAAAUUGGUAUUCUCAAUCGAGCACUUAUGUGCAAAAAAUUAUGCCAAAUCAUUCGAUGUGACCGGACUUCUAUUUGGGUGGAAUGGCUAUUCCAUGGACGAUUACGAGACACAUCCAUUUGGACUGUCCCGGAACACCGGGGGCCAUGGGGGUGGAAAAAGUUAUUGCAGUUGCGGACUUGGAUAAGAUCAGUGGUGGAUUACCAAGUUGGAGAUGGGACGAGUUUCUACCUAUGGAAGGACCCGUGGCACCAGCUAGGCCCUCUUAUCCAUAGAUUCCCGUGA
Messenger RNA from Sesamum indicum (sesame), 1917 nucleotides. RefSeq lists its product as uncharacterized. The record is from RefSeq and is a predicted model, not a curated record. Lineage: Eukaryota; Viridiplantae; Streptophyta; Magnoliopsida; Lamiales; Pedaliaceae.